Micropterus dolomieu (smallmouth bass) is the source of this 2393-nucleotide messenger RNA. RefSeq names its product transmembrane protein 82-like. The record is from RefSeq and is a predicted model, not a curated record. Lineage: Eukaryota; Metazoa; Chordata; Actinopteri; Centrarchiformes; Centrarchidae. Bases 1354 to 2289 code for a protein of 311 amino acids. The transcript has 7 exons.
UGUAGACGGAGAUCAUGUAGAUAGAGGAAAACGCUGGUGUGGACGGAGAAUGUAUUCGUUUUAAUUCUCCGUUUGUAAAAUAAAAUGGAGUAGUGUGGAUGGGGCCUUAGCAUGAUGAUAGAAAAGAAGGGAAGAACGGCUAGCUUGGCUCUCUCCAAAAGUAACAAAACUCACCUACCAGCACCUCUAAACCUCUCUAAUUAACACAUUAUAUGAGAACAACAAAAACCAUAGUGUAAACAUGUUCAUUUGAAUCUCCACUGGUUGCCUGGCAACUACUUAGAGACAAGAGUCCUGCACAUAAGCGCUCCACAAAAUGGCAUAUUGUCAUUUUUUAGACUUGUACAGAUUAAAUCAAAUAUAAACUGUUAAUAAGUUUGAACUUUAGAGAUGCUGGUAGGUGGAUUUAGUUACCAUUUGAUAGAGCUACAUUAGCUUUUCCCCUGUUUCCCGUCUUUGUGCUAAGCUAAACUAAGCUAAGCUAAGCUAAUGGCUGCUGGCUGUAGCUCCUAAUUUACCGUAACAACAUGAGUCCACCAGAAAGUGAAUACGCAUAUUUCCCAAACUUUCAAACUGUUCCUUUAAGUAAGACUCGUUCUGUCUGAAGCAAAGAAGAUGGAUGAGCAUUGACACAUGUUGCGCAGACUCUGAGCCGAUGAACUAUCAGGUUUCACCUUAAUACCUCAAACAAUGAAUUUACAAGCAAGGUCUUGGGCUUUUACAUGUCGGCUCGCAGCAAAGCUAGAAUGAGAGAAGUGAGACCCAUAUGGCCUGCAAGGCUACCAAUGGAGUGCUGAUGACCUAAAGAUAUUAAAACAAACUCUGUAUUCCAUGGUUGUAGUUUGUGUUAGUGUGGCUGCUGUGAUUUUUCACAAUUUAAUGUAUAUUUCAAGCUGCCUUGUCUGUUAUUUGUAAAGGAAGACAUCUGAUGGGAAUGUUUAUUUACUUACAUAUGAACUACUGGUACAUAAAGCCCAUAAUACCAUUUGAUGUGAAGUUCUUCUUUACAAAAAUGUAAGCUACGGGUACUUCAAGCCUUUGUACAGCAGGUAGUUAUAAUAAUAAUAAUAAUAAUAAUAAAGACAUUUUUGUAUGAAAUGCGUUAAAUGCAUUUGCUUUUGUAUCCUUGGACAGAAAUGCUCUUUGAAAUACAUUGUAAGCAAAGGUGUCUGAUUGCUCUGUGAGCCUAAUAAUCUUGAGAGGAUUUUUAGCCUCUUUCAUCAGGGAAUGAUUAAACUGACGAGCAUGCUGAAAUCAGAUUUAACCUUUGGGACUUCAGCAAGGAGAGCACUCGGACCAGAUCAGCAGGAACAAAUAAAGGCAACGUGAAAAUAUUACAGGGAAAACAUAAAAAUGUUUUUCCCCUUCUCCUGGAUCCCGGGAACCUAUGAAUGGACUCCUUUUGAUUCAAACCCAAUAGACUUCUUUUUCCAAGGUCUUGUGGGUGCAUGUGGAAUAUCAGUGCUGUGCAAUCUGAUGAGAGUUUACCACUUCAUUGAAACAUGCAGUGACUCUGAAUCUGAAACUGAAAGCAAACAGAGGUCAAAACCUGGCAAUCCUCUGAGAGCGAGCUGGAAAACAGCUCUCCAGUUCUGGUUGCUGACGGUCCUUCUGUCUCUGGUGGGCUCGAGGGUUUCCUCUCUGAUAGUGCUGGAGUUUUCUCUCAGAGCUGUUGCUGCUUGGACAUCAACAGGACUUGAUGCCAAUGGCAGAGGCCUAGACCGGCUCCUGGUCCAGUGUCAAUUCUCCCUGGGUUGCGGCCUCACCUGUACUCUGUUCUUCCUCCAUCAGGGGGCUCCAUACAGCUCCCUCAGUUUGUUUCUGGCAGCUGCUCUCAGCUGGGCACUGGCAAGCCUCAGCCACAGUCUGUGGACCCAUGUGGCCAGACUCUACCCACUACAUAGCACAGAGCAUUACUGUGGGAAGUGCAUCACCCUACUGACCUCCGGACACACCAUACUGGCUUCAGUGCAAAGAGUGGUUGUCUUGGCCUUUGCUCUCACAACUGUGGCUUCCACCAUUAUGGUUUAUGACCACUUCCUGUCCCAGAAUGAUGCUCUUAAGUUUUGGACUCCAUUGACUCUCUGCUACGCUAUAUUGGUGGUCUAUAUUCAAGGAUCAGAAUCUGCACACGGGCACACAGGCCCUGUUGCACACUGCAGUAGUGCAACUGGCAGCCUGCUCAUGCUGACCGUGGGUAACUGGUCUGAUGUCCUGCACAUCCUCAUCUCUUUCCUGGGCGAAGCAGUCUGCCUGCUGCCCUCUCUGGACCUGCUUCAAGCUGCAUGAAAGGAAGAAGACACACACUUAAGGAAAUGUGAACUGAGCUCCAGGAAAGGAAGGCAAACACAACAAGACAGCUGAUGGUGUACUAGUGACUACCUCAAAUGUCA